CAAAGGAAACAGAGCACCCGCUUACUCUCGCCUGCUCUUCAAGCAGCACUGUCUGAAUUCUGAAACACCUUGCUGCAGCAUAUACACCUGACCCAGUGGAGGUCACCGGCGGUUGGCGAAGAGGCCGGCCGCCAUGGCGAUGGCGGUGGCACCAGCUGGGGCCGUGGAGGGACAGCGGUCCAGCAAGCUCGUCGCGGCGCUGUCGAGAACGAGCGCGACCUUCCUCUUCUUCUCCGUGGUCGCCGUCGGAGCGGUCGCCGUAUCCACUCGCUGGAUCACCACCAACACCACCACUUUGCAGGCAAGCUUCCCCACCACCGCGGCCAUUCCCGCCGCCGCCGCCGCCGUUCUCCACCCCAAAACACAGCACCCCAACCCAUCACCGCAGUCGCCCUCCAGACAACCGCGACCACCACCCGCCGCCUACUCCAUCUCUUGCCCCGUCCCUUCCCUCCGUCUCAACAUCUCCCACGCCGCCAAAGCGAGCAAAUCUUCCCAAACCCUGGCCCUCGCGCUCUCCUCCCCGUCCUCCUGCCGCUCCUCCCCCGACCCCCCACCGGCCACCGCAACCGCCGCCGGCUCAUCCUCCAACUCCUCGUGCCCGCCCUACUUCCGCUUCAUCCACGAGGACCUCCGCCCAUGGCGCGCGGCGGGGGGCGUCACCCGCGCCAUGCUCGCGCGCGCCCGCGCCACCGCCAGCUUCCGCCUCGUCGUCCUGGGCGGCCGGGCCUUCGUGCAGCGGUUCCGCCCGGCGUUUCAGACGCGCGACCUCUUCACCAUCUGGGGGAUUCUCCAGCUGCUCCGUCGCUACCCCGGCCGCGUCCCCGACCUCGACCUCAUGUUCGACUGCGUCGACUGGCCCGUCGUCCGCACGCACCUCUACCGCGGUGAGCACGCCCCCUUCAUGCCGCCGCUCUUCCGGUACUGCGGGGAUGACAGGACGCUCGACAUCGUCUUCCCAGAUUGGUCAUUCUGGGGCUGGCCGGAGAUCAACAUAAAACCAUGGGAUGCCCUGCAUAAAGAUUUGAAGGAUGGUAAUAGUAAGGUAAGAUGGUUCAGUAGAGAACCUUAUGCUUACUGGAAAGGGAAUGCAGCAGUUGCGACAUCACGGCAGGAAUUGGUUAAGUGUAAUGUCUCCAGCACGCAAGACUGGAAUGCAAGGAUUUACACUCAGGACUGGUUCAAAGAGAGCAAGGAAGGGUAUAAGACCUCGGAUUUGGGCAGUCAGUGCACUCACAGGUACAAGAUCUAUAUAGAAGGAUCAGCAUGGUCUAUCAGUCAGAAAUAUAUUCUAGCAUGUGAUUCCAUGACAUUGUUGGUCACACCAAAAUACUAUGAUUUCUUUUCAAGGUCUCUUAUGCCGCUUCAGCAUUAUUGGCCAGUUCGGGAUAACAAUAAAUGCGCCUCAAUACAAUAUGCUGUUAACUGGGGCAACUCUCACAAGCAAUUGGCACAGCGCAUAGGAAAGGAAGCAAGCAAUUUCGUUGAACAAGAGGUUAAUAUGGACCAUGUGUAUGAUUACAUGCUUCACCUGUUAAGGGAAUAUGCCAAGCUUCUAAGUUUCAAGCCAACUAAGCCACCUGAAGCUGUUGAGGUCUGCCCUGACUCUUUGGUCUGCCAAGCUGAAGGCACUGAGAGGAAGUUUCUUAUGGAAUCCAUGGUGAAGUCUGCCCAUGAUUCAGGUCCAUGUGAUCUUCCCCCACCUUUCAGCCGCCGGGAGCUCACAAUGCUAAAACGGAGGAAAGAAAAUUCGAUCAGGCAGGUUGAAAUGUGGGAGCAGAGAGCUUCGACAACUAGAUGACAUACUUUGGGAACUGGGUUUGCUAACGUGGCGCCGGCCAAAACAAGUACUCUGCUAUUGAGGGCGCACAAAGAUGAGGCUGAGGAAGCACGGUGCGCUCGCUCGGGCGCUGCUCCACGCGUCUUUCGGCGCCCGGCAUUAGAAUUUAGAAGUUCGGCCUUCCUUUCAGACUUCGGUCUUCAAGUUCAAGGUUGGAGAUAGCUUCACACGUACAUUUUAAAAUACGAGAUGAGUUGCUGAUAUUUUUCAUGAAA
This is a messenger RNA of Triticum urartu, 2055 nucleotides long. RefSeq lists its product as uncharacterized. The record is from RefSeq and is a predicted model, not a curated record. Lineage: Eukaryota; Viridiplantae; Streptophyta; Magnoliopsida; Poales; Poaceae.